Molecule: messenger RNA, 1155 nt
Organism: Neolamprologus brichardi
Lineage: Eukaryota; Metazoa; Chordata; Actinopteri; Cichliformes; Cichlidae
Source: RefSeq, a predicted model, not a curated record
UCCACUGCUGAAGGUGUUUGAUCGGGAUCAUGGAGCUGGUCUUUCUGUCAGCCUGUCCCUCUCUGCACCUCUAACCCUCCAGCUGCUCCACUAUGGCGCUCCCGGAAAACGACUCCUGCUCCGUGGCUGAGUUCAAUCGGUCAGUGGACGGCGGACACACACCGGAGUCGGUGAUUGUGCCGGUGGUGUUCGGGAUCAUUUUCGUGUUGGGGGUGGUGGGGAACAUUCUAGUGCUAGUAGUGAUAGGGAAGGUGGGGUACAGCGCAGGUGGGGGAGGCGGCGGUGGAAGUGGAGGAGGAGUUGGGAGGCGCUCGCUUAGCCCGACCAACAUCUUCAUCCUGAACCUGAGCGUGGCGGACCUCGGCUUCCUGCUCUUCUGCGUGCCCUUCCAAGCCACCAUUUACACUCUGCCGGAGUGGGUGUUCGGGGCCUUCCUCUGUACGUUUGUACACUAUAUCUUCACCGUCAACAUGCUUGUGAGCAUCUUCACGCUCGUGGCCAUGUCCGUGGACCGCUACAUUGCCGUGGUGCGCUCCAACAAAUCUCUGAGCGUCCGGAGCCCAAGGAACGCACUGGCAGGGCUGUGCGUCAUCUGGACGAUGUCUCUGGUGUGCUCGGUGCCGGUGGCCAAGCACCAGGGCCUCAUUAGCUACCACAACGGAACUUUCUGCUGGGAGGACUGGGCCGGAGCCUCCAAAAACGCCUACAAAGUGACCCUCCUGGUGUUGGGGUACCUGCUACCGCUGCUCCUCAUCAGCUGCUGUUACACUAAGCAUCCUGUAGAUUCACACAGAUGUUGUGUCUCCCUGCAGACGGCUCAGACGGUCCUCCUGGUCGUCACUGUCUUCACUAUCUGCUGGAUGCCCCACCACAUCAUCGUCAUGUGGGCGGAGUUCGGCACUUUCCCCCUGACCCAGGCGACCUAUGUCUUCCGCCUCGUGUCCCACUGCCUGUCCUAUGGAAACUCCUGCGUUAACCCCAUCCUGUACGCCUUCCUGUCUGAGAACUUCCGCAAAGCCUGUCGCAAGGUCUUUACCUGCUACUUCCUGUACCCGCCGCCGCCCACAGAAAAUGUGGUUCGUUUUCGCAUGGAAAACUUCUCCACCACACACUCCACCACCAACAUAUGAAGGGCCAAGAUAAAUGACACUCAGG